AUGGUAGAAGCAAACGCUAAGUUCUCCGUGAAGAACCUCUUCAAUGUCGAGGGGCGGGUUGCCGUCAUCACCGGCGGCAGCACUGGUAUCGGCCUUAUGAUCGCCCAGGCCUUCGCGAACAAUGGCGCGCGGGUUUACGUGACUAGUCGGCGCGCGGAGACCCUUGAGAACGCUGCGAAGAAAUGGGGUUCUGAGCUUGUCCACCCACAGGGCAAAAUUAUUCCUGUCACCGCAGACAUCACGGACAAGGCGUCCAUCAAGACGCUUGCAAAGGAGAUCGCGAAGCAGGAGAAGCACAUAGACGUACUUGUGAACAAUGCGGGUAUCGAUGGCGACACAAGCAGCGUCGAAAAGGGCCACGAGAGUGUGCAGGCGCUGCAAAAGGAGCUUUGGAAUGAAGAGUUCCAGAUGUGGCAGGACGUAUACAAAACAAACGUUAUCGGCUACUUCUUCACUACUGUUGCGUUCUUGCCCCUGCUGUCUGCCGCGGCGCGCGGCAACCACACUGGUAGCGUCAUCAACAUCUCGUCUAUAUCGGGCAUCACGAGGACGACGCAACACCAUUACGCGUACAACACGUCGAAGGCCGCGACGAUCCAGCUCAACCUGCUCCUUGCGCAGGAGUUGCGCCGCCCGGGUGUCAAAGUCCGCGUCAACUCCAUUGCCCCAGGUAUAUUCCCCAGCGAGAUGACGACUUCCGGGUCCGACGACAAGAACAAGUCGGCCAUCCCUGUUGACGAGUCAUACGGCGAGAAGAAGGGCAUCCCGGCGGGCCGCCCAGGGCGGGAGGAGGACAUGGCGCAGGCCGCGCUUCUGCUUGCUUGCAAUGAGUACAUGUAUGGUCAGGUCGUGGCUGUCGACGGCGGAUAUCUGCUCGAGCACCCAUAA
Molecule: messenger RNA, 888 nt
Organism: Postia placenta MAD-698-R-SB12
Lineage: Eukaryota; Fungi; Basidiomycota; Agaricomycetes; Polyporales; Adustoporiaceae
Exons: 4
Coding region: 1-888 (295 amino acids)
Molecular function (GO): oxidoreductase activity
Source: RefSeq, a predicted model, not a curated record